AUCCUUUCUAUAAUUUCUUUGUAAUAAAGGCUUUUGUUGAGCCCCAAUCAGAACGAAAAUAUUGUCCUUCUGGUUAAGGCUACCAUCCCCUCUCCCACUUUCAUUUGACCCCAAUCAUGGGGAAUUGUUGCUCUUGUGGCAGCUCCGUCGAAGAUGCCAAUGAAAAGGGAGACACCAUCACGGCGGAAGAAGCCAAGAGUCCUAGCGGUUCCAAGCAGGACUCAUCACCAAGGAAUAAUACAGCCUCCCCAGCAGACUCCUCCAAGCCAUCCAAGUCUUCCCCAAUCGGACCCGUCUUAGGCCGCCGAAUGGAAGACAUUACAGCCACCUACAACAUUGGGAAGGAAUUGGGUAGGGGACAGUUUGGGGUCACACAUUUAUGUACUUGCAAGCAAACCAGGGAACAAUUCGCUUGCAAGACCAUUGCCAAGAGGAAACUUGCUAACAAAGAGGACAUCGAGGAUGUUAGAAGGGAAGUACAAAUCAUGCAUCAUUUGACAGGCCAGGCUAACAUUGUGGAACUCAAGGGAGCUUAUGAGGAUAAUCAUUCGGUUUAUUUGGUUAUGGAGUUAUGCGCCGGAGGCGAGCUAUUCGAUCGGAUCAUUGCUAAGGGCCAUUACACCGAGCGUGCUGCUGCUUCUUUGCUUCGAACAAUCGUUCAAGUUGUGCACACAUGCCAUUCCAUGGGUGUCAUCCACAGGGAUCUGAAGCCUGAGAAUUUCCUAUUGUCGAACAAAGACGAAAAUUCCCCCUUGAAGGCGACAGAUUUUGGUCUAUCAGUCUUUUACAAGCCAGGUGAAGAAUUUAGAGAUAUUGUUGGUAGUGCAUAUUAUAUAGCACCUGAAGUCCUAAAGAGGAGAUAUGGACCUGAAGCUGAUAUAUGGAGUAUUGGUGUUAUGUUGUAUAUUCUUCUAUCUGGUGUUCCCCCUUUCUGGGCAGAAUCCGAAAAUGGAAUAUUCAAUGCAGUUCUACGUGGCCAUGUUGAUUUCUCGACUGCUCCAUGGCCUUCAAUUUCAGCUCAAGCCAAGGAUCUUGUUAAGAAGAUGUUAACUGUGGAUCCCAAGCAGAGGUUAACAGCAGUCCAGGUUCUAAAACAUCCAUGGAUCAAAGUGGAUGGUGAAGCACCUGAUACACCUCUUGACAACGCAGUGCUAAGCAGGCUCAAACAAUUUAAAGCAAUGAAUCAGUUCAAGAAAGUUGCUUUAAGGGUCAUUGCGGGCUGUUUAUCAGAGGAAGAAAUCAUGGGAUUGAAGGAGAUGUUCAAGGGCAUGGAUACUGACAAUAGUGGAACAAUUACACUAGAAGAAUUGAGGCAAGGUCUCGCUAAGCAAGGAACAAAACUCUCUGAAUAUGAAGUUAAACAACUAAUGGAAGCGGCUGAUGCAGAUGGAAAUGGAACUAUAGACUACGACGAGUUCAUUACGGCCACAAUGCAUAUGAAUCGAAUGGAUCGAGAAGAGCAUCUCUACCAUGCCUUCCAACACUUUGAUAAAGACAAUAGCGGAUUCAUCACCAUUGAAGAACUAGAGCAAGCUCUACGUGAAUAUGGCAUGCAUGAUGGCAGAGACCUAAAGGAAAUCAUUUCCGAAGUUGAUAUUGAUAACGAUGGAAAGAUCAAUUAUGACGAAUUUGUUGCUAUGAUGAGAAAAGGAAACCCAAAGAGGCGGCGUGAUGAUAUUUUCCUUUGAUUACUUUUUAUGAUCGAACAACUUGCAUCAUAUGAAGAAGACGCAAAUUUUGUACAUAUAUAAUCUAGAAAAGAUGCAGAGAGGAAUUGAGGAGAUGGCUAAAAUUAUUUUAGGAAAAGAAAAGAUAUGGUUUAGUUGCUUUUCUCUCUUUUUUUUUUUUUUUUUUUCAACAUUGUAACUUGCUUACUAGUAUGUUUAGGAAAAUGGAGGACAAAUUUCUGGGAAUUUUUUAAAUUAUGUUUGGCAAUAUAAGAGAUUAUAAAAUGGAGUGUAUAUAUAUCAUUGAUCGGCUUUUUGAAAUCAAAAGUUAACAACUUGAUU
Gossypium arboreum is the source of this 2009-nucleotide messenger RNA. RefSeq names its product calcium-dependent protein kinase 17-like. Gene Ontology annotation, cellular component: cytoplasm; nucleus. Gene Ontology annotation, biological process: peptidyl-serine phosphorylation; intracellular signal transduction; protein autophosphorylation. The transcript is spliced from 8 exons. The coding region runs from base 117 to 1688 and encodes 523 amino acids. Lineage: Eukaryota; Viridiplantae; Streptophyta; Magnoliopsida; Malvales; Malvaceae. The record is from RefSeq and is a predicted model, not a curated record. Gene Ontology annotation, molecular function: calcium ion binding; calmodulin binding; ATP binding.